CAGAUAAAAGUCACCAUCAUGGUCAUUCUUUAAUUUUAUUUUGCCUUGAACCUUUUAGUAACUAACGCUCGUAUAGCUUUUAUUUUGUAUUAAAUUUUCGUAGUGAAAAUGACCGCACUUCACUGCAGAGGUAUUUCGUCACUCGUUUACAGUCUUGGAGCAUUACUGCUGCUGUCAUGGACUUGUGAGACGAACGCGUUGUUCUCGCAAGCUUUUUGUCUCGACGACUCGGACUGCAUCAGCAACUCCCUCCCUGGGGGAACGCACUUCCCACUUGCACGGUCCCUCGCUGGGGGAACACAACUUAUUUGUGACAAGGGACGGUGCAAGUGUCCCCCAUACCAUCUGCUGGUGAAUGGGACGCUUUGUCUCCCAGGUCGUCUGCUCGGCUUCAAGUGUGACUCUGACACGCAAUGUCGGGUGCGGGUUGCCAUGUCGGGGUGCGUGCAGGGGGUGUGUCAAUGCGGUGACGGCUUCACCCCAUACAGGAGGGCCAACUGUCUGCCAGCGUCGAAGGCUGGCGAGGUGUGCCGCACUCACGGCCAGUGUCGCCUGUCGUCGCCACACGCGCACUGCAGCUUCUCCGUGCCGCGCGUGAUGGGGCGCUGCAGCUGUGGUCCCGACCACUCCAGCACCAGCGACGGUCUCUGCGCGCCCAACAUUCUGGGUCUCGGCUCAUCGUGCAGCAAUAGCAGGCAGUGCAACAGACGAGUGAGAGGCUCAGUGUGCAAGGUUGCAGAGAAACAUCAGGACUCGGCGCAGUCCAGGAAGUUUCACCGUCUCACGUCAGUGCCGGGCGUGCUGCGUGAGGAAGAGAAUCCUUUCAAUGAGCUCUCGGGCGGAGGAUUUUGCGACUGUCCGGAUGGUCACGCGCGUGACAACUUCAAGUGUAUCCCUCUUGGAAAAGAGAUCGGAGAGUCUGCGGUGUCUCUGGGCCAGCGGUGCGCGCGGGACACGCAGUGCAGGGCCGCAGACCCGCACACUUGGUGCCACAACGGCGUGUGUGACUGCGUCGUCACCACAGCCAAGUGCUCGGCCACUGCCACCGGCUGCCAUCCCGACACAUUCCAGUGCGUCUCAAGCGGUCAGUGCAUCAGCGCGCAUUUCGUAUGCGACGGCGCGCCGCAGUGCGACGAUCACUCCGACGAGGCGCAGUGUCACGGGGGGCGCUGCUCCCAGCACUCCUUCAGGUGCCCAAGCGGACGCUGCAUUUCCAGGGGCUUCCUUUGUGACGGCAUCAAGCACUGUGAAGAUGGGGCUGAUGAACAGCCUUGCAGAGAUGACUGUCCUCCGUCAACGUUCAAGUGUGGCGACGGCCGCUGCUUGCCAGGCUACGUCUUCUGCAACGCCAAGCCGUCCUGUGGCGACGCCAGCGACGAGGAGCACGCCGCCUGCAUCCUGGGGGCGCCGCGCCUGCAGUAUUGCCCCUUCAGGUGUAACAACGGCAGAUGUCGAUCAGUGUCCGUCUUAUGCUCAGGCACGGACGGUUGUGGUGACAAUAGCGAUGAAGAAAAGUGUGAAGUUUGCUCGUGCCCUGCAGUGUGACUGAAAUGAAGACGAUUAGAAGCAAACGCAAUUAUCAGAAAUCAACAGGAACGAAAAAGUUCGCUAGUUUCAUCGCGUAUCUUCUAUUACCUUCCAUCCAUUUCGAAGUUGUAACAAAUUUUACUUCUAAAGUUACAAAUUAGUAUUGUGUAAUGGGCGAAUGAAGACUUUAAUUAUUAUUUAUAUAAAAAAUUAGGGUUUAAUUUAGCUUUUAAGUUUCUAGGAUUUUUGGGCCAGAAAUUCAAUAUUGACAAUGAAAGAAAAUAUAAAAGUGGCGGUUCACUUUUCAAAUUAUAAGUGAAGUCAUCAUCAAGCGGACAUUUAAAUAAUGAUGCCAUAAUUAUGAGGUGCAUAAUUUGUCUUCAGCUUGUUUACCCAAUUUGUGGGACGUGAGUAAUUAUUGCUGAUGCCAUUUAUUUAUUCCAAAAAUAUCUUUGCAGUUUGAAUUCAACAUUUAUCUCUCCUAUGAAACAUUUCGCCUGAUAUUAUUCGCAGUGAUUUCUACUGUUUAUUUUCUCUGAAGCGUUUAUUCUGAAGUUCAAAUUGUUCUUCCAAAGUGUCUGUGUAAUUUAUUUGUUAUAGUUUGGUAAAUUUAUAUCAUUUUUGCAAGGUUGUUUGUUGUAGUGCAAACUUUCUACAACUUGGCUAAGUGAAUUAAUUCUUUCACAUAACAUUUGCAGCAGAAAUUACAAGUAAUCUGAAAAAUUGUAACAGGAAACUGAAAUGAUUCCGUGGCGUUCACUUCGACACUUGAUGGCAUUAAUCAGUAGGAUGUAUAUUGAUGAUGUAUAAAAUAUGUAGGUUAGCUCGGAGUUUCAUAAGAAAAGACAGCUUUCAAAUCUUGCAGAAAUAUUAUAGUUUCAACUGGGGUGUGGAAAAUGAACCCAGCCCGCCUGAUGACGUCAACAUUACAAAAUAACCAACGACGAUCUUCGUAUAGAAUCUGUAAACUAAAUAGUAUAAACAAACAUGCUAUUGUUGAUAUGCAACGAAAACAUUUGGAUACGACAACAGUCCGAAUCGCCUCCAAAUUUCAUUCAGGUCAACUUUUUUCACCGCUGUUCAUGUUCACAUACCUUUGAAAAAACAUUCAGACAGUUUAAAAUUGCUGAAUAUUUGCGUCAAAGCAUUUAUAUUUUAUUUUCCGUCCUUAAGCUGAAUUAAAAAAACCGUCGUGAAUGGAUCAUGCGUACCUAUUAGAAGAGAAGAAAGGCUAGAAAUUAUAAGCUAAAAAUUAUUUCAAUGCAAGAUUUUUCUAUCGUUUGAAGUGUUUUUUCCCUAGGGUUUAACAAUUCGAGGUUUUUUUACUCAGUACUUUUCCACGUUGUACUUUUAUUUCUACUUACAACAAUUAAGUAUGAUCCCAAUUGUACAUACUUAAGCCAGUUAUCUGUAUGCCAGAGGAUUUUCCUGUGUAGUUUACAAUUGUAUCAAUAACGUGUUCUUGCUGUGAGUUAUAAUGAAUUUUUGAUAAUAAAAACAUCAAGAUAA
This is a messenger RNA of Hyalella azteca, 3036 nucleotides long. RefSeq names its product low-density lipoprotein receptor-related protein 2. The transcript has 10 exons. Gene Ontology annotation, molecular function: protein binding. The record is from RefSeq and is a predicted model, not a curated record. NCBI's taxonomy places the organism in Eukaryota, Metazoa, Arthropoda, Malacostraca, Amphipoda, Hyalellidae. Bases 109 to 1545 code for a protein of 478 amino acids.